GCGCAUGCGUAUGUAUUUUGACCUCACUUCUCAGUCACUUCUCAGAGAAAAUGGCAGGGAUAGGCUUGGGGCUGCAGGUGCGUCAAUUCAGCACGUCGGUCGUCCGAUCGAAGCUGAUGAAGCCCCCAAUCACGGUGUAUGGAGUGGAAGGUCGCUAUGCCACUGCUCUGUUCUCAGCAGCCAGUAAGCAGAAGAAACUGGAUCAGGUGGAGCAGGAUUUGGGGCGUCUGGCUGGCCUGAUUAAGGACCCCAAGGUGUCCAGCAUUGUAAUGAACCCCCAUGUGAAGCGCAGCUUAAAGCAGAAGACCCUCACUGACGCCCUCAGCCAGGUCAAGGCCACCCCUAUCACACUCAACUUCAUCGGUGUUUUGGCUGAAAAUGGCCGCCUGCCCGUCACCGCUGACGUUAUUGGUGCUUACACCAUGAUGAUGAAGGCCCACCGUGGAGAGGUCACCUGCUCAGUCACCACCGCACAGGCGCUGGAUGAAGCCAGCUUGGCAGAUCUGAAAGUUGCCCUGAAUGGCUUCUUGGCAAAGGGACAGACCAUCAAUCUGGUGACCAAGUCUGACCCAUCCAUCCUCGGUGGCAUGAUUGUCAGCAUCGGGGACAACUAUGUGGACAUGUCCACCAAGACCAAGGUUCAGAAGCUCACCAAGCUGAUCAGGGAUACCUAAGUCCUGUGGACUCAUCCGACCAGACCUGACGAGUCAAUCCCAGAGUAGAGCGGGAGAGAGGUCUAAAUGUCGUAACCCUCCGCCCAGUCUAUGAAAGUUGACCUGUCUUCUUGUGUUCAUAAUAAAUAUUCUGUAACGUACAGAUUUGGGGUUUUAUUUUUUUGCGGGGUGACAUCAGUGUGGGUGCUUUUUGAGUUGAUGGAGUAAAAACUGCUCCUCCGUCUAAGAUGUAUUUGGGGUCAUCCACGGUACUCCCUAAACUUGGCAGUGUCGUUCAGGUUGAAACACAAUAGAGAAAUGAAGACAUGAAGGUCUGACUUCAGGGAUAUUUCGUGCCGUGUUGCGAAAUAGGACCUAAACUAAAUAAAGCGUGUUUCACUGGAAGGCCCGGCCUUUCUCUCUUAUCAAAACA
Molecule: messenger RNA, 1086 nt
Organism: Clupea harengus (Atlantic herring)
Lineage: Eukaryota; Metazoa; Chordata; Actinopteri; Clupeiformes; Clupeidae
Gene: atp5po
Product: ATP synthase peripheral stalk subunit OSCP
Exons: 7
Coding region: 51-674 (207 amino acids)
Biological process (GO): proton motive force-driven ATP synthesis
Molecular function (GO): proton-transporting ATP synthase activity, rotational mechanism
Source: RefSeq, a predicted model, not a curated record